Messenger RNA from Sordaria macrospora k-hell, 1170 nucleotides. RefSeq lists its product as uncharacterized. Lineage: Eukaryota; Fungi; Ascomycota; Sordariomycetes; Sordariales; Sordariaceae. Gene Ontology annotation, molecular function: hydrolase activity. The record is from RefSeq and is a predicted model, not a curated record.
AUGUCGUCCACCCCAGACUUCCCCCCCAAACUCGUCCCCAACGACCCCCGCGUGCUCUCCAAAACCACCACCAUCAACGGCAAGAAAUACCACUACCUCAUCUCCGCCCCACCUCCUCUCACCGGCGGCGGCGACGCCCCUCCGGCCCGCGCCAACCUCGAAUCGCCUUCCUCCACCAUCGACGCCGCCUCGCAACCGCGCGGCACCGUCCUCCUCGUCCACGGCUGGCCCGACCUCUCCUUCGGCUGGCGCUACCAAGUCCCCUUCCUUCUAUCCUUGGGGCUGCGCGUCAUCGUCCCGGACCUGCCCGGCUUCGGCCGCUCCGACUCCCCCCAGGAACUGACCGCCUACUCGUACAAGAACGUCACGCGCGACCUGCUCGAGCUAGUGUUGAGCGAAGUCCCCGGCGGGAAGAAGCAGAUCGAAAAAGAGGGAGGGAUCAUUGUCGGCGGGCACGACUGGGGCGGUGCCGUGGCUUGGCGGUUUGCGCUGUGGUACCCCGAGCUGACGCGGGCCGUGCUCUCCGUCUGCACGCCCUUCUGGGCGCCGCAGGCGGGCGGGUUCGUCCCGCUGAAGCAGAUGGUCGAUACCGUGCUGCCGAAUUUCCGGUACCAGCUGCAGUUGUCCGGACCGGAGUUUGAGGCGCAGGUGAAGGGGAAGGAGAAGAUCAGGCAGUUCUUGAACGGCGUGUAUGGGGGCAAGGGGCCGAAUGGGGAGCCGGUUUUCACGACAGAGAAGGGCUGUUUGUUUGAGAACCUGCCCAAGAUGGGCAAGACCCCGUUGUUGGAUGAUCGGGAGAUGGAGUACUAUGUGAAGGAGGUGGCGGGUAAUGAUAAGGGAAGCAUGAGGGGCGGGGUGAACUGGUAUAGGACCACCCAGGUGAACUAUGAGGAGGAGAGGGAGCUGUUGAAGCAGUUGGAGAAGAGAGGGAAGAGCGCGAAGACAGGGGAGAAGAUCGUGGAGCCGCCGGCGCUGUUCAUUCAGGCCACCAGAGAUACGGCGCUGCCGCCGGCGAUGUCGGAGGGCAUGGAGAGGUACUUUGAGAAGAAGUUGAUGAAGAGGGAGGUGGACGCUACCCAUUGGGCGUUGUGGGAGCAGCCGGUUAAGGUGAAUCAGGCUAUUGCGGAGUUUUUAGGAGGUGUGUUGACGGAGGUGGAAGCGAAGCUUUGA